This is a messenger RNA of Talpa occidentalis (Iberian mole), 5250 nucleotides long. RefSeq names its product SH2B adaptor protein 3 (gene SH2B3). The transcript is spliced from 7 exons. The coding region runs from base 1 to 1695 and encodes 564 amino acids. Gene Ontology annotation, cellular component: plasma membrane. The record is from RefSeq and is a predicted model, not a curated record. Lineage: Eukaryota; Metazoa; Chordata; Mammalia; Eulipotyphla; Talpidae. Gene Ontology annotation, molecular function: transmembrane receptor protein tyrosine kinase adaptor activity. Gene Ontology annotation, biological process: intracellular signal transduction.
AUGAACGGGCCCACCCUGCAGCCCUCCUCGGCCCCCUGCGCGCCCUGCGGCUCCUCGGCGGCCCCGCGGGGCUGGAGCGAGUUCUGCGAGCUGCACGCGGCGGCCGCGGCCCGGGAGCUGGCGCGCCAGUACUGGCUCUUCGCGCGCGAGCACCCGCAGCACGCGCCGCUGCGCGCCGAGCUGGUGUCGCUGCAGUUCACCGACCUGUUCCAGCGCUACUUCUGCCGCGAGGUGCGCGAGGGCCGCGCGCCCGGGCCGCCCGCGCGCGACUACCGGGAGACGGGCCGCGGGGCGCCGCCCAAGGCCGAGGCGCCGCCCGCCGAGCCGGGCCCCGCGCCCGCGGCGCUCGCGCUGUCCAAGGCCCGCAGCUCGGAGGAGCUGGCCCCGCCGCGGCCGCCCGGGCCCUGCGCGCUGCAGCACUGGCGCCACAGCCUGCGCCACCUCUUCCGCCGCCGCUCGGCCGGGGAGCUGCCCGCCGCCCCGGGCCCCGGCGACGCGGGCGAGGCCCCCGCGCGGCCCGGCCUGGCGCGGAAGCUGCUGCCCUGGAGCCUGGGCCGCGAGGCGCCGCCCGAGGCGCUCAAGGAGGCGGCGCUGCGGUACAGCCUGGCCGACGAGGCCUCCAUGGACAGCGGGGCGCGCUGGCAGCGCGGGCGGCUGGCGCUGCGGCGGGCGGGCGGCCCCGACGGCGCGGACCGCGUGCUGGAGCUCUUCGACCCGCCCAAGAGCUCAAAGCCCAAGAUCCAGGCGGCCUGCUCCAGCAUCCAGGAGGUCCGGCGGUGCACGCGCCUCGAGAUGCCCGACAACCUCUACACCUUCGUGCUGAAGGUGAAGGACCGGACAGACAUCAUCUUUGAGGUGGGAGAUGAGCAGCAGCUGAAUUCGUGGAUGGCUGAGCUCCGGGAGUGCACAGGCCAAGGGCUGGAGGGCCCGGAGCCGGAGAUGCAGGCUCCCUCAGCUCUAGAGCCAGGCGUGUCCAGUUCCCCAAGGGGAAGCACGGAUUCCCUGGACCAAGGUGCUUCUCCCGGGGGGCUGCUGGACCCAGCCUGCCAAAAAACGGAUCAUUUCCUGUCUUGCUACCCCUGGUUCCACGGCCCCAUCUCCCGCGUGAAGGCAGCUCAGCUGGUCCAGCUGCAGGGCCCCGACGCUCACGGGGUGUUCCUGGUACGGCAGAGUGAGACUCGGCGCGGGGAGUACGUGCUCACCUUCAACUUCCAGGGCAUAGCCAAGCACCUGCGCCUGUCGCUGACCGAGCGGGGCCAGUGCCGAGUGCAGCACCUGCACUUCCCCUCGGUCGUGGACAUGCUGCACCACUUCCAGCGCUCGCCCAUCCCCCUCGAGUGCGGGGCUGCCUGUGACGUGCGGCUGUCCAGCUACGUGGUGGUCGUCUCCCAGCCCCCAGGUUCCUCCAACACUGUCCUGUUCCCCUUCUCCCUCUCGCACUGGGAUUCCGAGCUGGGCCUUCCCCACCUCGGCUCUUCUGGCUGUCCCCGGGGGCUCAGCCCAGAGGGUCUCCCGGGCCGAUCCUCUCCCCCAGAGCAGAUCUUCCACCUGGUGCCUUCACCUGAGGAACUGGCCAACAGCCUGCGGCGCCUGGAGCCCGAGCCUGCGAGCCGAGCCCGGGACUCAGACUACGAAAUGGACUCCUCCUCCCGGAGCCACCUGCGGGCCAUAGACAACCAGUACACACCCCUCUGACGGGGGAGGACUCAGCCGAGCAAGCAGAGACGUGAACUUGUGAAUGUAACUUUCUUUCCUUCCUUCCAGAGAGAGAGUAAGGGACACUGGCAACUGCUUGUUCCAGUUUGGACGUGACCCUUCUAUUAGGCCUGUUAAAGGGCCUCCUGUAAGUUUCACCCAUCGCCGGCCUUUUCCUCAUUGUUUACAGAUGUAGUUCUUGUUCACGGACGCCGCCAGCUCCGGCCGAGGCCCUCGGACCAGACCCCUUCACCCUCGGGAGGUGGCGGGGGGAGGGGCUGGCAGUGGAAAUGUGUUCUUUUUCACUGACACUGUCACAGCUGCUGACAGACUUUCGGGGGACGUGGGGGGAGGGAAGAGGGUGUAUCAGGAAGCCCAAAACACUAACAGCCUGGAUUCUCCCCUGGUCUCCCUGCCCUAGCUUCAGUCCACGCGGCAGGCCUACCGCACCUAUCCCGCUUCGACUUUCAGCUUUAGGACAGCUCCGGCAGAGGGACAAGCUAAAGCUCGAUAAUUAUUUUAAACAUUUUACCUCAGAUUUAACUGUUCCAAGGAUUCAGGUUUCAAAACCAAACCAUUGCUUAUUUCAUUGCACUGUUUGAAUUCAUACCCGUGCGAUUUGUUUUGUCAUCAGAGGAAGCUAUGCAAACCCUACUUGACUCGUUCCCAGCUGGAGCCAGCACGCCUGGCGGCCUUGUCUGUGCCUCCUCAGCACUGUUACCCUUUCAGGGCUAUCCAGGCAAUUACUGACAUAGGAGGGUGGCAAGGAACAGUCCUACCCUGGUGCCUUAUGCAUAAACAAACUGGAUCUGAUCUAUAGCAGCUUUAUGGUGAGAGUUCAACUGAGAGGUGAGGGAGGGACAAGCAAACAGGGAAGAAGGGCUCCUGAGCCCUUUCCAGCAAACCCUUCAACAGGGCUGGCUCAGAGCCUCCCACGCAUCUAACGGCUUAUUAAAUUAUCCCACAAGUCGGUUUUAGGCUCCUUCCUGAGCCAAAAUGGAAGCUAGGAAUCUGGUGCCACAGCUAAUGAGAAACUCCUUUAAUAGCCCACAAUCAAAGUUCUGUUCCAGCUGGCUACUGCCUCAUCUGAUGGCGAAUGUGUGUGCAGGCACACGUGGGCACGCACAAUCUCCACCAUCCAGGGAGGCCCUGCAGUCAACUCUCCAUCUAUACUUGCCUUUCACAAGUGAUAGAAUUCUGGCUCCUCCCAGAACUUUCCUGUGGAGGCUCAGAAACAAGGGGGGCAGUGACUGUGGAGUCAGCUGCUCCCUGUGUCAGUGGAGCUGUUCAACACAGCCACCAGCUCACCGCGGCGGCUUCUAGGAAAGUGGCGUAUAGCACCGCUUAUCUGGCACAGACCCACCACCAAGGCUAACCUCGGCCUAAACGAACUACUGACUGCCUUAUCUGAGGUGAGGUUUGGUCUGUUCCCUCCAGUCAUUCUCUGUACUCCAAGAGGACAGACCAUUGCUUUUAGAAUACCCGAGGGGCGGGGCACAUAGCCACCGCCUCACCACUUUUUAACCAAUACUCCUGGGUGUUUUCAGAUUGUAAGGCAGAUGCAACCCGGACCAAGCAAGUUUUCUGGUCCUUUUCUAAGGAGGUUUGCCUUUAUUUUCUACACAUCAAGUAGGUUUCUCCAGGUACUGAAUGUUAAGCAAAGUGCAAACCAGAGGAGUAGACACUAUUCUGGGUUUCUUUUCAGAGAGAAAGGCUCAUUAGUAAGUCACUGGUGCACACUUUCCCCUUGUUGCACAGGAGAAGGGACAAGCAGAUGAUGAACCGAACCUAGUUAGUUCCCUCCCUCCAGAAGUGUGAACACCUGGAAUAUGACCAUUUAAAGCCAGGGGCUCUCACUUAGCAGCCUCUCAACAUUUAUUUCUCAGGUAAUGCCAAGAGGCAAGCCAGGCACAGCCAGAGUAGCAGCUCUGACCCACUGGCUACAAAGUAUAAGCUCAGACUCUGGCGGGAGAAUUGGGAGCCACCCACUUCCAGACUGUUUCAGUGUAAAAUGGUCAAGAAGACAUUUCUAAAUGUGUCUGAGUUACCGAGACAGAUCAAAUUACAGUCCAGCAAAAAGCCCCUGGUGGCCAGGAAGAAGUGACACUGAGCCAGUGCCUUUCCUCUGCUAGAGCAGUCGGAGGUGGUUAGGAAGGGUCCGCAUUCACAGGCAGUGGUGUGAGGCUGCAGCCAGCCCGCCAUGGCCACAGCACAUGCACCACCCUCCUUCCAGUCCCAGUAUGACCACUGCUGGCAGCAAGAGGCCAAACCACAGGCCUCCACGGAGAGCCUGGGCUCUGAGUGCCAAACAGUUAUCUCUCAUUACAGAUGAGGAGAGCCUCACUUUCGGCACCAUCACAUCUUUCAUCUGACUUUCAUGAACUUUUUUUACAAACUAACAGUCACCAGCACCAAAGAAUUAAGUCAACUAACUAACCUGCCUUGAAUUUUAGACCAGCAAUCCAUAUGGCUUUAUCUGGCAUAAAUCUUCUGCCUUUGAUCAUUUCUGGACCAUGUAGGAAAAAGGAAUAGCAAUCAUUAAAAUCUUAAGCCAGAGAACACUAUUUUUACAUAACAGUUUCUUAACCUAUAACCAAGCCCCAAGGGUUGCCUGAGAUUCCUUCCUGCUUUUACUGAGGGCCAAGUCUCUUCCUGCAAAUGUCAUGUGAGCGCUAACAUCUCCCACUGGCUAGGAGUUUGAUGGUAUAUCACCCACUGCCUCGUAACAAGGACACACCUGACAUCCAGUGUUUGGUUGGAAUAAGCAGCACAUUGUAAUGACAACAUAGAAAUGGAUUAGUCUUGUUAUUAUAGGCAGAAUGUAUUUGCCAAAUUUUUAUGUAUUGUUUAUGUACUGUACAAGUAACUUAUUCUUGAAUAAUGCAGAUUUUGCUAUAAUGUACAAAAUGCUACAUGUGAAUUAAAAAAAUUUUCAGAAUCUUGAUUUGUUGCCACACUAUUCAAAGGCUCGAUCUAUUACAACUUUGAUCUCUGAGGCACCCUAGUCCUGCUCAAAUACUUGGCUUUUCCCUUUCUCGAAACUCCUCUCACAAAUUAGGGACAUGAACAAAUGCUUAUGAAUCUACAGCAAUAAGCUGCUUUGUACAUCGCUGCCUCUUUUCAGCCCUCUGGAUUCCUUUGUCAGCUUAAAAAGAAAAUGUCUCCUGCCCCCUGCUGGUAAAACAGACAGAUGCCUGAAUCAGGACAACUUCUGAGUAACACUCAUUUUGGGUUCAGGGUGCAGAUAUUAAAAAAGAAGAAGCUUACAGAUCCUUUUCAGGCCGAGGAUGUGGAUUUUCAUUCAGUGCUGUCCACCUCUGGCCAGCCCUCCUCCUGAAGCAGAAGUCUAUCCACCAAAGAGAAUAGCUCAGUCUUGUCUUUUUCUAGAUACCUUCAACCAGAACUAAAGGUGAAGAAGAAAAAUCAUUGGACAACUACUCUUCCAGAAAAUUAAGAAAGCACACUUAGUCCUCUUACCUUGAUAUUAAGUAUCCUAUAAACAGGGUUAGCUUACACAAACACACACUAACUUGGUAUCAGUUUUUAAAACUUUUU